Molecule: messenger RNA, 480 nt
Organism: Olea europaea var. sylvestris
Lineage: Eukaryota; Viridiplantae; Streptophyta; Magnoliopsida; Lamiales; Oleaceae
Exons: 1
Coding region: 1-480 (159 amino acids)
Source: RefSeq, a predicted model, not a curated record
AUGCCCAGCUAUGCUAAAUUCUUGAAGGAGAUCCUGUCUAACAAAAGAAAGCUGGAAGAACAUGAGACAGUCUGCCUGAACGAGGAAUGCAGUGCAAUUCUAUUGAAAAAGCUACCUCCUAAACUAAAAGACUCAGGGAGUUUCACGAUACCUUGCAAAAUUGGUUCUAAUUAUUUUGAACAUUCUUUAUGCGAUUUGGGUGCCAGUGUUAAUUUAAUGCCUCUCUCUAUUUACAGGUCUCUUAGAUUGGGAGGGGCAAAACUUACAACAAUCUCAUUGCAACUGACUGAUAGAUCAAUCAAACGAUCGAAGGGGAUUAUUGAAGAUGUGCUAGUGAAAGUUGAUAAAUUCAUUUUUCCGGCUGACUUCAUCCUAUUGGACAUGGAGGAGGAUUCAAACAUCCCUCUAAUCUUGGGAAGACCCUUCUUGGCUACCGGAAGAGCGCUAAUUGAUGUUUACGAUGGAAAGAUGAUUCUUUGA